This is a messenger RNA of Dentiscutata heterogama, 166 nucleotides long. The record is from the annotation of a GenBank genome assembly. Lineage: Eukaryota; Fungi; Glomeromycota; Glomeromycetes; Diversisporales; Gigasporaceae.
GUACCUAAGUGAUGAGGGUCUUGCAGAUAUACAAGAGAAUCUUGAAAGCGAACGCCCAAGCACUGAAGAAAUUAUGAAAGUAGCCUUAAACAUAGAUCUUAGACAAGUGAGCCGUGGAAUUUUACCUCGUGAUGUUUCAGAAAAAAAAGAAAUAUCUGGGCCAUUA